Molecule: messenger RNA, 1923 nt
Organism: Beta vulgaris subsp. vulgaris (sugar beet)
Lineage: Eukaryota; Viridiplantae; Streptophyta; Magnoliopsida; Caryophyllales; Amaranthaceae
Product: protein ENDOPLASMIC RETICULUM-ARRESTED PEN3
Exons: 2
Coding region: 51-1199 (382 amino acids)
Molecular function (GO): protein binding
Source: RefSeq, a predicted model, not a curated record
AAAUUUUGGCAUGUUGAAACUCUAAGAAAACAUCCACAAAAUAUUUCUGAAUGGACAGGAAACAAUCUCUUCCCCCUCCCCCUCUCUGUCCCUUCGACGCCGCGUUUACCAGCUCUCUCUCUCCUCCUUGCUCCCCCAUCAUCUCAACCUUCUCUGCUUCUUCCUCUUUCUCUCUCCUUCUGGCUCAUUCCGGCCUCAUUUCUUAUUACGACCCCACUAGUCUUUCUUUCUCCUCUACUACCCCCACCCACCUCGAUCACAUCUCCACCAUCGCUUCAUUCUCCAACGAUGCUCAAAUCUCUGCCAUCGGAUCCGGGUCGUACUCUUACCCGGGUCUACACCUCUACAGUAAUCAUCAUGUAGGGUCAGUUUACUGGGUAGAUGAUUCCGACACUAGGAUCCACAAAUCCCGAGUCACCGCCAUCUCUGACUCAGUGAGUGAGAGUGACUCGGUGUGUUACGUGGGGUUUGAGUGUAGGCACGGGGAGAAUGUUGUGUUGGUGGUUGAUAAGUCGACGUUGAAGGUUGUGGGAGAGAUAGGGAGACAGUCGGGGAACUCGGCCAAAUCGACGGGUAUAAAGAGGUUGAGGUGGGUCCAGGAGGUGGGGUUGUUGGUAGGGAGCUCGGUCAAUUGGGGUGCUUUUGGGUGUUCGGGGUAUGUUAGGGUUUGGGACCCCAGGUCGGGGGAGGUGGUGUGGGAGAUGAGUGAGCCGGGUGGAAUGGUUAGGAGUAGUAGGAUGGGGGAUACCAUGGCGGAUGUUGAUGUUGACCCGGAAGGAUUGUUUUUGGCCAAGAUGGGUUCCAGGUCAGGGGAUUUGGGUGUGGCGGAUUUGAGGAUGUUGGGUUCGGAUCCGUGGGUGUAUAUGGAGGAUACCAACCCGGGGUUGAAUGGUAAUUGGAAGGUUGGGGGGAAUGUAGUGGUGCAUUGUUACAAGGGGAAUGUGUAUGUUGGGAGAGAUGGGGAGUUGGAAGCUUGGUCGAGGGUGCGAGGCCGAGAAGUUGUUGUGGAGGGAGGAGGAGGGGAGAGGAGGUGGGGUGUGUAUAGAAGGAAUUAUGUAGAUAAGGUGGAGGAUUCCGAGAGGGGUAUCAUACAAAGGAUUGAAGGUGGUGGGGAUAGGCUCUUUGUUAGUAGGGAAGGUGUUGAAGGUGUUGAAGUUUGGGAGACUUCUCAUUCAUCGGGUGUUAAGACGAUUUUAUGACCUUAUGAUUCGAAUGCGAUGUUACUAUAUGUGGUUUGAGUGACUCAAUUCAGCUGCCAUAUACCGAUGAGGAGAGGCAUAUCACGCCGGAAUUACGAGAUGAUUCAGUGUUUUUCAGUGCCAUCUAUCUCUUGAAAUGAUGGUAUGCGGUUAAUUCGAAGAGCCGCAGGACAUCUAGGCUCAAUGCUUUUUUAGCAAAAUCGCAGGAUCUGCUCGUAGAUUUUUGGCUGUGUGAUUCCUGUUCCAGCCCUUAUGCUUCUUGCGUCUCGAGUCACCAGCAGAUACAUGUUACAGACUUUGGCUUUUCCUUAAUUAGAGGAAAGGGUUCCAGGGAUUUGAUAUUAAUCCAAAAUGUGGAUGAAUCAGUUGUCCUUUUUCGUUCACUUUGAACUGAACUUUUAAAAGGUGAUAUGGCCAUGAUUGGCAAAUACCGCUAACAGUCAAAGCCAGGAGGAAGAUUGAGAAGGAUUAGUUCUGACAGUUUCUAGUUCUGGGUGUACAAAUAGGGUGACAACGGCUACUGAGCCCCCCUUUUCCGUACAAACUCUUCCAGAGGCCUUCCAUUAAUGAGCAUCCAACCCAAGUUUAAGUAAAGUGGCCUCCAGAUUGUACCACCCAAGCCGAUUACAAGUUGUCGACAUGAGCUUUGACUUGUUUUCAGAACUAUAUUUUCCCCUACAAAUUAGUUCAAGAAUUCUGAGAAUGUUUUAUUGAAGUUACCAUG